Molecule: messenger RNA, 614 nt
Organism: Staurois parvus
Lineage: Eukaryota; Metazoa; Chordata; Amphibia; Anura; Ranidae
Source: the annotation of a GenBank genome assembly
AUGUCCCUUACAUUGGGGGUCAGUGGGAAGAAUGUCCCUUACAUUGGUGAUCAGUGGGAAGAAUGUCCCUUACAUUGGGGGGUCAGUGGGAAGAAUGUCCCUUACAUUGGGGGUCAGUGAGAAGAAUGUCCCUUACAUUGGGGGUCAGUGGGAAGAAUGUCCCUUACAUUGGGGGUCAGUGGGAAGAAUGUCCCUUACAUUGGUGGGUCAUUGGGAAGAAUGUCCCUUACAUUGGGGGUCAGUGGGAAGAAUGUCCCUUACAUUGGGGGUCAGUGGGAAGAAUGUCCCGUACAUUGGUGAUCAGUGGGAAGAAUGUCCCUUACAUUGGUGAUCAGUGGGAAGAAUGUCCCUUACAUUGGGGGUCAGUGGGAAGAAUGUCCCUUACAUUGGUGAUCAGUGGGAAGAAUGUCCCUUACAUUGGGGGUCAGUGGGAAGAAUGUCCCUUACAUUGGUGAUCAGUGGGAAGAAUGUCCCUUACAUUGGUGAUCAGUGGGAAGAAUGUCCCUUACAUUGGGGAUCAGGGGGAAGAAUGUCCCUUACAUUGGGGGUCAGUGGGAAGAAAUGUCCCUUACAUUGGGGAUCAGUGGGAAGAAUCCCUCUUUACAAAUAGCUAA